Carassius carassius (crucian carp) is the source of this 435-nucleotide messenger RNA. RefSeq lists its product as uncharacterized. The coding region runs from base 1 to 435 and encodes 144 amino acids. The transcript is spliced from 2 exons. The record is from RefSeq and is a predicted model, not a curated record. Lineage: Eukaryota; Metazoa; Chordata; Actinopteri; Cypriniformes; Cyprinidae.
AUGGAGGACUACAUCAACGAGGGCACUGGCGCAAGCUUAGCGGAACAUCAUCGCCACGUUGCGGAGGUCCUGCAACGCCUGAGGGCCUUCCACCUGUACCUCAAAGCCGAGAAAUUCUCCUUCCAUCAGCCCUCAGUGCAGUUCCUUGGGUAUAACAUCGACAGCAGUAGCAUCCGGAUGGACGAGGGGAAGGUGGAUGCUGUCAGAAACUGGCCCACUCCUACCACCAUCAAAGAACUCCAACGAUUCCUCGGCUUUCCUCCUUUCUACCGUCGUUUCAUUCAAAACUACAGCUCCAUCACCAACCCACUCACCAGUCUCCUCCGCAAUAAGCCCAAGUCUCUGUCCUGGACCCCUGCCGCCACGGAGGCUUUCAGCUCUCUCAAAGAGGCUUUCACUACCGCUCCACUCCUGGUACAUCCUGACCCCAAUUGA